AUGACUUCCUCGGAUGGCGGCGCUGGCGACUCCAACAACGGUCGCUUCAACCUCGCCGACGAACUCCUCUUGCUUCAAGAUGAACCCUACAUCAUCCCGCAGGAGGUCGCCGUCGACGACAUGAAUCAAUCCGAACAGAUCUCCACCCUCGACUCUGCCAUCGACGCCAUCACAUCCAGUCCCGACAAUGUCUCAAAUCCCGAAAUCUACGACCUCAUCCGAUCCUACCUCAAGCACUUUGCCAACCUCUCCCCCAACGCUUGCAACAAGCUUCUCGAUGUCAUCGCAUCGGGCAUGUCUAAUGCCCUCGAUGAAGCACAACGAGAGCUCGACGGCGACGACCCGAACGCCUACGCUUCCCAUGCAGACACGCUCGAGCGAUUUGCCUUCCUCCUUCAGUGGCUCGUCUCGGUUGCAGAGAAGCACAGCGGCGCUCGUUCCGACAGCGCUGGCUCUGCUGCUGCCAUCGUCGCUGCCAGAGGCGGCGCUGGCGCACGUCGUGGUGCGGGCGCAAAGUCCGCUGCCGCCGCUGCUGCCGCUGCUAAAUCCGGUUCCGCAAAGGCAGACGCAUGGCCGUGGUCCAACUCGAUUCCUGCCGUACUCACCCUCAUGUCCAAGGCCGCACGCGUACGUAGCGAGCGCAUGUGGACCGUCUCGGCCGCCCGCGACUCGUUCGUUUCGGGUUGUCUCUUGCGUCCUGCCCUCCUUCUGCAAGAGAACGAGCUGUAUCUCAAGGUACCGGCCAUCAAGCUCGGCAUCUUCAAGGUCAUCUGCCAGGCUGUCAAGGCCCACGGUCAGGCUUUCAGCGCGCAGACCAGCAUCAUGCAGAGCCUUCAAUACUACGAGCACCUUGCAGAGCCAAUGGCAGAGCUACUCGCCGUCAUGCGUCUCGAGUUUGACUACGAGCGUCUCGGCGAAGACGUCCUGCGCGAAGUCGCUGCCAAGAACUUCGGCGCCAUGGACACAAAGAGUCCGCGCUCCUUUGGUCGCUUCCUCGUUCGCAUGGCCGAGCUCAGCCCUCGUAGCGUGCUCAAGCAGAUCAGCCUCUUGCAGAAGCAUCUCGACUCCGAAUCCUACCCGAUGCGAAAUGCUCUCAUCGAGACCCUUGGUUUGCUCAUCAAGGAGCUCGCUCUCACCGACGAUUCUCUCAACGCCGAUGGUGGCGACUCCGGCUCCUCUGGCGACGCAGCUACCGACGAGAACCGUGGCAGCGCAGAGGCUCGCAAGAAACAGAUCGAGACAUUCUUCGACCUUCUCAUCGAGCGUUUCCUCGAUCUCAACUCGUACGUCCGAUCCAAGCUCAUCACCGUCUGCGCACGUCUUUUGGAUCUACCCACCAAGUUCCCAAAACAGCGAACCGAGAUCACCGAAAUGGUCAUCCGCCAUCUCGAGGACAAGAGCAGCGGUGUCCGCAAAAACGCCAUCGUCCUCCUCACAAAACUCAUCCUCACUCAUCCCUUUGGCAUGCUCCAUGGUGGAGAGCUCUGCCUCCAGGAAUGGCAGGCCCGAUUCGACCUCGUCUCCAAAGAGCUCGAAGAAACUGAGGGAUCCCUCAAUCUGCCAGGCGAGAACGACGAGGACGAGUCCGAAGCUGCCGAAGACUCGGAUCAAGACAUGGACGAAGACGAAGAGGAGGACGAGGCAGACUCAGAACAAGAUGGAGACGACACAGUCAUGCAGGACGAAGAUGAAGACGACGAAGACGAAGAUGCACCUCGAGCCCGCGGUCGCAAGUCUGUCAAGAAUUUCAACGCCAAGCAGAAGAACAAACCCAAAAAGGCUCGCCGUUCCGGGAUCGACCUCCAGGCGCUUGCUGCUGCCCAGGCUGAGAUGGAGCCCGUCGAUGCCGAAAAGGUCAUGCGUCUGCGUCUCACCAAGCGCUACUACACCGACGCCAUCGCUUUCAUCACCCAGAUCGAAACCGCCAUGCCCAACCUCACCCUCUUGCUCGCCUCGACCAACAAAGCCGAAGUGCUCGAGAGUAUGGAGUUCUUCCGCGUCGCUCACGAGUACAGGCUCUCGGGCUCUGCUGAAGGCGUGCGCAAGAUGGUUCACCUCAUCUGGACAAAGGACAACGCUCUCGUCAUGGAGGAUGGCAGUCAGCUAAAGGGCGUUCGAUCGCGUCUCAUCGAAGUCUACCGAGCCCUCUACUUUGACGCUCGCGCCGACCUGAAUGCCAAGGACAAUAUUGCCCGCAUCGCCAAAAACAUGAUCGAACGCACUUUCGGUGCCACGCUGGCCGAGCUCACCUCCCUAGAAGAGAUGCUCAAGACCAUGCAGAUUGAGAACCUCGUCCAUCCCGAGGUCGUCAACAAGCUCUGGGCCGUCUACUCGGCACCACGUGCCAUCUCUGCCGCGCAGCGAAGAGGCGCCAUCAUCGUCUUGGGAAUGCUCGCCACCGCCAGGCGCGAGAUCAUCUCGGAGCAUGUCGAUACGCUUCUGCGCGUCGGUCUCGGCCCGUUGGGAGCACGCGAUGUUGUGCUCGCCAAGUACACCUGCGUCGCGCUUCAACGACUCGGUGGUAGCGUCAAGAAGGUCAAAGGUGCGCUCAGCGAUGAAAGUGUGCGAUAUCCCAUGACGCAUCCGCUUUUCGGUCGUCUGCGUGCCGCCAUUCAGAUGUCGGGCGAUGUGCUGAAGGGCAACAGCCGUGCAGAGUGGUUCAGCUUGGCCGAGAACACCAUCAACACCAUCUACCUCUUGGGAGAGCAGCCCGAUGCCAUGUGCACAGACAUUGUUCGCAGCAUGACCUCGCGCGUGUUUGGUGGCAAAGCUGCCAAACCGGACCGCCACAGCGAUGACGAUGCGGCCAGCGAUGUUUCCAUGGCGGAUGCAAGGGACGCCGCGUCGAGCUCGGAUGCACCCAUCAUGGGCGAUGCAUUCCAGCUCGCCCAGCUGCUUUUCAUCGUCGGCCACGUGGCGCUCAAGCACAUUGUCUACCUCGAGUUGGUCGAGCGAGAGUACAAGCGACGCAAGGCAGAGGCAGACAAGGAGAAGGCUGUCGCUAAAGCCGUGUCGCAGGGCAAGGCCAGCAAAGCCGCUGCUGCCGCUGCCGCUGCUGCGGUGGAGGAACUCGAUCAAGUCGCCGGAAACGCCGAGGACGAGAUCGGCGAAGUGAUUGCCAGCGUCCGUGAAAAGGAGCUGCUGUACGGAAGUCGAAGUGUUCUGGCCAUGUUUGGUCCCAUCGUGACGCACAUUUGCAGCAGCCCCAAGUCGUAUCCGAACGAGCUCGUGCGUCGAGCCGCCGUGCUGACGCUUUGCAAGUUCAUGUGCGUCUCGUCGACGUUCUGCGAAGCCAACCUGGCGUUGCUGCUGCACAUCCUCACCACGUCCAAGGACGCCGUGAUCCGCAGCAACGUCGUGAUUGCGCUCGGUGACAUUGCCGUCUGCUUCGGCUCGCUAGUAGACGAGAACUCGGACCGUCUGUACGCAGGUUUGGGCGAUCCGGAUCUGUCGGUCAAAAAGCACACGCUGAUGGUGCUCACGCACUUGAUCCUCAACGGAAUGAUCAAGGUCAAGGGGCAACUCGGCGAGAUGGCCAAGUGUCUCGAGGACGAAGAACCGCGCGUUUCGGACCUGGCCAAACUCUUCUUCUCGGAACUCGCGACGAAGGAGAAUGCGGUGUACAACAACUUGCCCGACAUCAUCUCGCAUCUCUCGAUCGGAAAGCACGCCGUGGACGAAGAGACGUUUGCGCGAACGAUGAAGUUCAUCUUUACCUUCAUUGACAAGGAGAAGCAAGCCGAGAAUGUGGUCGACAAGCUGUGUCAGAGGUUCAGGUUGACCAACUCGGAACGACAAUGGCGCGAUAUCGCGUUCUGUCUGUCGCUGCUUCCGUACAAGAGCGAGAGGUCGGUCAAGAAGCUCAUCGAAGGAUUGCCUUUCUACCAAGACAAGCUAUACCACGCAGAGGUGUACAAGAGGUUCCAGGAGAUCUUGGCAAAGGCGAGGGCCAACAAGACGACUGCUUCCGGUGCUGGUGGACGAGGUGGCAGCGGUGGUGGGGCGGGAGGCAGUGCGGAAGGUGCAGGUGACUUGCGUGAAUUCGAAGAGAUCUUGGCACAGGCUGCGGCCAAGGGUGAGCAGGACGAGGCGUUUGAAGGUGCGGCGCAGGCCAAGGUGGCCAAGCUGACAAAGGCGAGGGGCAAGGGUGGCAAGACGAGCAAUGCGGCGGGGACGGGCACGAAGAGGAGCACGAGGGGCAGUAGAAGGAUUUCGGUCGCUAGUGAUGAGUGA
This is a messenger RNA of Pseudozyma hubeiensis SY62, 4233 nucleotides long. RefSeq names its product condensin complex subunit. The record is from RefSeq and is a predicted model, not a curated record. Gene Ontology annotation, molecular function: histone binding. NCBI's taxonomy places the organism in Eukaryota, Fungi, Basidiomycota, Ustilaginomycetes, Ustilaginales, Ustilaginaceae. The transcript has a single exon. The coding region runs from base 1 to 4233 and encodes 1410 amino acids. Gene Ontology annotation, biological process: meiotic chromosome condensation; mitotic cell cycle; mitotic chromosome condensation. Gene Ontology annotation, cellular component: condensed chromosome, centromeric region; nucleus.